AUGAACGCCAGGAUAUUGUUUUUGCUUGUUUGUUCUGCGGCAUUUUUCACUGGGCUGCAGUGCGCCUCGCCAAGGACCACAGCGGGGAUGGAUCCCCCCACCGCCGGCUUCAGCAACCUCAGCAGCAGCAGCAGCAGUGGCGGCACCAGCGGUGGUAGCAGCGGGGAAACCGGGGGUAAAAGAGACUUGAACCAAACCAUAAACUCCAGGCUCAAGAGGAAAACCCUAGCGGUGGAUUUUGCGGUCCCCUCUCUGCUGCGCUAUUACCUGGCGGAGUUCAUAAAAAGACCCUUGAACGGAGACUGCCAGACUUUUAGCGGAUGUUACACGGUGCGCGCAAACUUGACAAUGCACUGCAUACCUCUACAGAAAACCAUAUCUACUUUUGUGGAACCGAAGUCUGCGGAGUCUGCACAGAGGAACACCUCUGCUGAAGGACAGCUCCCCUUCUUCUUCAAGCGGCCGCUGUCCAAAGUUCUGAAAUUAGGCUUAACAAAAGCCAGCAGGAAAUCAAACCAAGUUGUGGUGGAAAUAGGAGAGGAUAUAGUCAAGACGGGAUGCGGGGGGUUGUCUGUGUACGAGGAGGCCCCGGUGUUAACCCUGGAAAUGGACCUCACAACUAUUCUGGAGUGGUGGCUCGGCGCGGAGGGGGGCCGGCUGAGGGUCCGACUCAUGCCCGAGAAAAAGGCGCAGGUGCCCGGGAUCGAGGAUCGGUACACAGCGGCAAUACGCGCUGCAGACCCCCGCCUCUUUCUUCAGAUAUCCUCCCGGGGUGAACCAUUGGCUGGCAGGGCUGCUGCUGGCAUUCCUAGAGGGUACUGGAGCUUCUCCUGGGUAGCCGAGGACGAUCUGAGCUUUCCCAACGACUCGAUACCCAUGUCAGAUCACCGGUGCCGUGGCAAUAGCAGAACAUGUGACCAGCACCUUGAGGAUAUUCCAGAGUUCACAUGGAGCAUAGUGGCUGCCGGGGACCUGAGGGAGGAGAGGAACGAGAAGACCGAAAAGAAGGCAGGAAGCCCCCGGGGCUGGGAGGAAGGUAAGAGCGAAGGUCAGUUCCUCUGGGUGAACAGUUCAGCCUUUGGGGGCCCUUGGGUGCUGAGUCCUUGGCUGUGGGGUGGCCAAGUCCCCUGUAGUCUGGACAUGGCCGUGUUCCUCCACCCCAAGCAGAGUGGGCAGUACACCAUAUGGCUGAUAGAGCGGGACAAACCGCCGCUCGCCCUCUUCUCCACUGACACGCUGCCACGCAUCACAGGCUGGGCAGUGGUCCACCUCACCCUGGGGACCCACGGAGGAUCGCCUUUUCGGGUGUCAGCCAGCUAUGAUCAGCGGAUCCCACAGGAUGACACAGCCACCAUCGAGCCCCACUUCACCACCAACUGCACCAUGGCAUCCUCACCGGGCCCUAACAUCACACUGGAGGGCCAGUACCACUGCCACCAGGGACCCGGGAUCCCACUGGACAAGCUGUGUGACUUCAGUACAGACUGUCCGCUCGGUGAUGACGAAGGCGACCUAUGUCGCCGCUUUCUUAAUGGCAGCUACUGUUCUUUUGAAGAGGGCGAGUGCAGUUGGCAGUCAAUAACGGGCCGCGGCCUCUCCUGGAGAAGACUCCAGUCUCCAGCCAAGGCUACCAGACAGAGCUGCCCAUCAUCAGGUGCUACAUUCAGUGUGGAGGGAGGUCAAUCUAAAGGUCAGCGUGGCUCAGCGUUACUGAGGAGCCCUCUCUUCCCUCCUCCUUUAAGAAACUCUCCAUGCACGGUGCGGUUCUGGGUGUGCUCUGGAGGCUUACAGAGGGGGGCGCUGUCUCUGUGGAUAGUGGAGAACAGCACAGGCCCCGAGGAGCAGCGCAGACUGUGGCACUCAUCCAGUGAACCCAAAUCUGAGAGGGGGUGGAAACUCAUCAUACUUCCCCUUUAUGGGCUGGCAGACUGGUUCUGGCUGCAGUUCAGCACAGAAGAUGGACCUGGACCCGGUUCAGCCAUCUCUCUCGACAACAUUUCUUUCAGCAUGGACUGCUUCCUGGCUUCAAAUGGUGAAUUUCCACCAGUGGCCAGCAGCACAACCAGGCUGCCAUCUCGACCACCGAUCAAGACCACACCCCCGUCCAUUGGGAGCCCUGUGAUGAACUUCCCCACCUCAGAUUACUCCAAAAAAUGGAUUUUCCAUACCUGUGGGGCUGUGGGCCCCGAAGGCCCGACUCCCACUCAGUGCCUCAACUCCUACAGGAACAGCAACGUCAACGUCACAGUAGGCACCCAAGGGUACUUCAAAGGCAUUCAAAUGUGGCGGGUCCCAGAAACUGGCACCUACAGGAUCACGGCCUACGGUGCAGCCGGCGGUCGAAGUGUUUUGACCAUGAGCAGAUCAUAUGGCGUCUACAUCACGGGAGACUUUCUGCUGAGGAAGGGCGAGCUGCUUUACAUCCUGGUGGGACAGCAAGGAGAGGACGCAUGUCCCAAUGCCAACGGCAUACUGAAUAAGAUCUGCCAGGAACAGAGCGGCCCGAUGGUGAACAAAACUCAAGUGAAAGGAGGCGGAGGAGGAGGUGGCGGGGCUACGUAUUUGUUCAAGGUGGACAAAGGAGUGUACAUCCCCCUCAUCAUCGCUGCUGGGGGAGGUGGCCGAGGCUACAGCAGCCCAGUAGAGACCCAGAUGGAGCAGAUGGACUAUGACCUCAGCCAACCGGGUCGCAACGGGAAGUCAAACGCCGCAGGUGGAGGUGGAGGUUGGAAUGACGGUGCCCCUGCCAGUCAGGGUGGCAGGCCGCUGGUGCUGGGAGGCCAGGGAGGGCAGGCCUGUCAAAAGUUCUGGCAUACCCGCGGCGGCUUCGGGGGUGGCGGAGGCGGCUGUAUGUCCGGGGGCGGCGGCGGAGGCUACAGGGGUGGCAACACCUCCUUAGAUAACAACCCCAGACAUGACGGUGACGACGGCACGUCCUUCCUCGGUCCAGAGGGAGAACCCUUCCUCUAUCCUCUGAAAGCUAUGGAGGGAGAUGGUGAAGUGAUCAUCAGUCCGGUGCAGAAUUGCAGCCACUGUGAGAGCGGUGAAUGCCACGAGAGUGAGGACAGCAUCGUCUGCUACUGCGAAGAUGACCUCAUCCUGGCGCCGGAUGGGGUGUCCUGCAUCAACGCUACAGAGGUGUCCGUGCCGCUUCCUCAACCGUCUCUCUCCCACCUGGCGCUGGGUCUGUCUGUGGGCACGUCGGCCCUCAUCGCCGCCCUGCUGCUGGCUGUGUCUGGAGUCAUGAUAAUGUACAGGCGUAAACACACAGAGCUGCAGUCUAUUCAGCUGGAGCUGCAGAGUCCAGACUGCAAGCUCAGUAAGCUGCGGGCCUCCACCAUCAUGACCGACUAUAAUCCCAACUACUGUUUCGCCGGUAAGACGGCCUCGGUCAACGACCUGAAGGAAGUGCCCCGACGCAACAUCUCCCUCACCAGGGGUCUGGGUCACGGAGCUUUUGGUGAGGUAUAUGAAGGUCUGGCAGUGGGAAUACCGGGUGAACCAAGCCCACUUCAAGUGGCUGUCAAGACCCUACCUGAGGUUUGUUCUGAGCAAGAUGAAUUGGACUUCCUCAUGGAGGCUCUAAUCAUCAGUAAGUUCAGCCACCAGAACAUUGUGCGCUGUAUAGGAGUCAGUCUGCAGGCCAUGCCCAGGUUCAUCCUGUUGGAGCUGAUGACUGGAGGAGACCUCAAGACUUUCCUGAGGGAGACCAGACCCCGGCUGGAGCACCCGUCCAGCCUGACCAUGGUGGACCUUCUCAAUGUGGCGAGAGACAUCGCCAAGGGCUGCCAGUAUCUGGAGGAGAACCAAUUUAUACACAGGGAUAUUGCAGCCCGGAAUUGCCUGCUGACCUGUAAAGGGUCGGGACGUGUGGCCAAGAUUGGAGACUUUGGGAUGGCUCGGGACAUUUACAGGGCAAGCUAUUACAGGAAAGGUGGGCGUGCCAUGCUGCCAGUGAAGUGGAUGCCACCUGAAGCCUUCAUGGAGGGCAUCUUCACGUCCAAAACAGACACAUGGUCAUUCGGGGUCCUGCUGUGGGAGAUCUUCUCACUGGGCUACAUGCCGUAUCCAAGUCGCAGUAACCAAGAGGUGUUGGAGUUUGUUACCAAUGGUGGAAGAAUGGACCCACCCAAGAAUUGCCCUGGGCCUGUGUAUCGUAUAAUGACUCAGAGUUGGCAGCACCAGCCUGAGGACAGGCCUAACUUCUCAACUAUACUGGAGAGAAUCGACUACUGCUUACAGGACCCAGAUGUGGUGACCAUGCCCUUGCCUAUCGAGUAUGGUCCCGUCCCAGAGGAGGAGGAGCGUGUUCCCAUGCGCCCUGACGACCCCUCAGCUCCAACCGUGCUGGUGAACACUCAGGUGCCUGAUGGGGAGGUUCCACAGCCGCCUCCAUCCUAUCCUGCAGAGGAGAACCGCAGAGGUGGGGAGCACACUGUUGUGACGAGCACAGCAUCGGAGGCCAAAGCACAGACGUCGGCUCAGCCCCAGCCAUACCUCCACCAGCACCAGCAACCUCACACACAGACCUCCAUCACCAUCACUACCACCAACACGGUCACCUCCACGGCUGCCUCUACACUCACUGCCAAGGGACCCCAUGUCACCACCCAGCCAAACCCAGAGGGGGGCCACAUCAACUUGGCGUUCACCCAGGGCCACCCACCAGAGAAGGAGGGCCACAACGGGAAGAGCACCAGUCUGUGGAACCCCACAUAUGGCUCGUGGUUCCUGCAGCAGCAGCAGAGGAAGCAACAGCAGCAGCAGCAGCAGCAGCAGCAGCAGCAGCAGCAGAGGCAGGGAGGGGUCGGGGGAUCAGGAGGCAGCAGUGGCAGGGUGCCUGGCGAGGGGCAGGAGCAUGUGGGCCGGACGGUGGCUGAGGUAGCGGGGGCGCUGGGUCUCCAGCACCAGCACAAGCAGUUCCAGCAUCAGCUCCAGCAGCAGCACCAACUCCAGCUGCUGCACCAUCAGCAGCAGCAGCAGCAGGGUCUUUGCAGACCCCUGUUACCCCCUCCACCACCUCCUGCUGCCCAGUCACCCCUGCUUUUAGAUUCAGCUGCUUUGCCCCCGGUUCCCCUCUACAGACUGAGACGCUUCCCCUGCGGGAACAUCGGCUACGGCUACCAGGAGCAAGGCCUGCCUCUGGAAGCCACCCACGGCAACCCAAACCCCCCUCCUCCUCCACCUCCUCCGUCCCAACAGGGCACCUCCAUGUCCACCUCAGCCGCCCACCAGAGGGGGGCCCCUGUUCCCACCUCUAUGUCUCUGGGUCGGUCAGGUAUAUCUGAGGACAGCCGCCCACUGCUAGUCACCAUGGGAACAGUGCAAGACCCCAGGCUGCCCAGGAUGGAGGGCCACAAUGCCACCGUGCUUUAGCCCAAAUGCCUGUACUGCUGGUCUUAUUUUCAGGCCCUGCCUGAGACUGUGUGUUCAGGACACACAACACGAAACACUGUGUAAGGACAGAGACUGUUUUACACCACCCUUACCCACUAUUUUAGUUUCUUCCUCCAGUUCAGAAAGAACCCAUCUCUCAUAAGCAGAGCUGGAUGGAUGCAUCAGGCUUUUCCCAUGAGAACCUUGGAGGUGUGUUAAAAUCCCCAGUGGAUGCUGAAGCACAUCAGAGAACUUUUAAAAAAAAAAAAAGUUUUGGGAGGCAAAAUGUAGAGUAAAGGCUAGUUUUAAGAGUUUAAAAAAAUGUAUUUUUUCAAUGCUGGAGGGAGUGACUGAAGGAAUGAAAUGCAGAGAGUUUACAGCAGGAAGACGUGGGGAGAACUGUUCACUGACAGCUGGGCAUGUCACAAGCAGAAUGGACAAUUACUCGGAUUCAAAUCUCUAUAUUUUGCCAGACUUCAGACUUUAAGUCUCAAACUUUGGUGACCAGUUUGACUGUAGCAAUUGCGAAGUUGUCCGCAGCUGCCAGCCACACGCGUCAGUUCUACAUCAGAACCCUCACACUGUUCCUUAUCCACAUCCUUUUGGAAAACAACAACGUGGUAAAUAACUUGUAUCAGACUAUUUUUCAAGAAUAUCACAGACUAGGACGCUGGAUUACCAGAGACAUUUAUACUAAAAAAAAAAAAAUACUGGGAAAAUGUGUUUGUUGAUGUUUGCUUGCCUGCUUGUUUAUUUAUUCAUUUGUUUAUUUAUUAUUUGGAAGUGGCUCUAUAAAUUAUUAAUGAACAGGCUUCUUAAAAUCCAAACAAAUUCAUUUUACAUCAGCUGGUUUUCACUUCAGGUUUCUAAGCUGUAGAAAUUUAUUUUUAGUAAUAUCUGACAACAAAAAAAGGUGAGAAAGGAGAGUUUGAACAAUCCCAGAAGAUGAUUGAAAUAUCCUGACUGUUUUGUUAUCGCACUGAUAAAGGAAAUCAGUUGUGGCCUUUAAGGUGGAGCUGAUGUAUGAAUAGAGCGCUGGAGCAGUUGGGUUGGAGAGGUGAUUUAACAAAAGAAUAGUUUGAAGACAAGCCUCCCUCAGCAACAUUUAAGAGUUCAGCUUUUUGUUACCACUGAAGAUUUAUAAUAACUCAUUGCCCCUGGUACUAGUGAGAUCACUGCUCCAUGAACUCUCCUUUUGUUCAUGACUCCAUUCUGUUGAAAGAGUGCUUUGAGACAGUAAAGUUGAGGCUUUUCUUUACUUAUGGCUUUUUCAGUAACCUUUUAUUAAUUCGUUUCUUGUUUAAAAAAAAAUGUUUCUUUCCCUUUUUUGUCUGAAUAUAGAAACAUACUAGAUAUUGCUGAAUCAAUUUUAACCUUCAAAUUGCUAUCUGGAAGCACUCUACAUUCCUAAAAUUUCAUAUUUUAUCUUUUCUAUUAUAGGAUGAGUGUUGUGGAAUACAAAUGAGUCUGAGUGAAACGUUUGAAUACAAACUGCUUUUUCUCCAUAUGUGAAUGAAACCCGGGACCAGUAUGAGUCUCAUUCCGAUUCAUGUUCACACACAUGGUGUUAACACUUGUCUGUGUUUCAAGUCUGCUUUUUUCAGUUUAAGGACGGUCGCACAAAGUAUAUCUAUCAAAUAACACCAUGAGCGUGGCAGUGUUGAUAUUUAGGUGAAUGAUGACAAUGUAUCAGUUUUUUGAUGCUUUGCUUGACUAUGUUUGGCAAUCCUGUCAGUCCGUCUGCUGUAAAGCCAUGAUGAGCUGUCAUGUGCGUGUCAUGAUGCUCACUGACUGAUUAAGACAAAUGCAUUCCUGUCAGCCAAGUCAAUGAGCAAGUUAAAUAUUGGCUAAUGAAAAGUAUUUUGCUUUGUCUCCAGUACCUGUGUUAUAUGCAUUCAUUCUGUGUUCCCUCCACAGUUCGUCCCCAUCGUUUGAUGUAAAAAGACAUACUGAACUGCACCUGUAAAUGUUGUAAUUAUAAAGUAUUGUACUAUGGCUCUGGUAAAGCUGUAAAUUGCCCUUCAGAAGACAUUCGCCAAAAUUAAUAAAUUACUAUAUAAUAAA
Molecule: messenger RNA, 7440 nt
Organism: Thunnus maccoyii (southern bluefin tuna)
Lineage: Eukaryota; Metazoa; Chordata; Actinopteri; Scombriformes; Scombridae
Gene: alk
Product: ALK receptor tyrosine kinase
Exons: 29
Coding region: 1-5376 (1791 amino acids)
Biological process (GO): cell surface receptor protein tyrosine kinase signaling pathway; protein phosphorylation; multicellular organism development
Cellular component (GO): signaling receptor complex; membrane
Molecular function (GO): transmembrane receptor protein tyrosine kinase activity; protein binding; ATP binding
Source: RefSeq, a predicted model, not a curated record